Orussus abietinus is the source of this 5030-nucleotide messenger RNA. Its product is annotated as UPF0518 protein AAEL005291. The record is from RefSeq and is a predicted model, not a curated record. The transcript is spliced from 12 exons. Lineage: Eukaryota; Metazoa; Arthropoda; Insecta; Hymenoptera; Orussidae. The coding region runs from base 536 to 3559 and encodes 1007 amino acids.
UUUUCUGGGAGGAGGAAGGAAGAAGUAGGGUUAGGUUUAAAUCAUAGAUGUCCUUGUACGCGCGAUUCUCUCUUUAAUUUAAUCGGAUCUCUGAUAAGGAAAACAAUGGCUCGAAUCAUUUUGAUAUAAAGCCACGGAGGACUCCGCAUUUAGAUUCGUGUUAUGCGCAGUGAAAAAAUACAAGACUGGAAAGACAAUUCAAAGAUGGCGGAGACGUAGGAGACGAGUGACGUAUUUGCGACAGACAUCCAUCCGUUCGCUCGUUUUAAUUCUAUGACAACUCGAUUCUUGGAAAACUUGUGGAUCGAGGAUGCGCGAAGAUACCGAGGGACAUGGAAACGAGCAGAAGCGAGCACGUCGCGAGAGAGUGUGCGAGAGGUAUUAUCAGAGUGUCGUUAUCGCGUAGGCGGUCCCCUGGCUCGUCGUUUAAACUCUAACAUGAACGCGGAAACGCUUGCGUUCCAUUGAGAGGAGUCGGCACUCCAGAGGGGUAACGGUGGCUUCGAUGCUCCUCCAGUGACCUUCCGGCAGGGCGAUGAGUUGGCUACGGAGCAGUCCCCUGAGGACGAGCUUCAGCAAGCAACGCUCCAGGGAUUCACCUCCCAAGGAUGCGGAUCCCACUGCUUGCUACGACAGCUUCCGUAAACACUGGCAACAGACCUAUGACAUUAUUACGAAUACUCAGCCUCCGGUUGGAAUACCCAAUCAAGAUGACGUGUUAGGAGUUGUCAAUCAUAUAGACCAAAUGGUGACGUUGCUAUUGUUGGAGCUCAGGAACUCCAAUACCCAGAAUCGUUAUCGCCGGACCUCGACGCCUACUCAUUCUCCGUGCCUUGAGCAUCUGCUCAGUGAGAACCUGCUGGAUAAACUGUACGACUGGAGCGUACAUACUGGCAGAUUUGGCAAUGCGGUACGAUUGGAACAAUUGAAGCUGUACGAGCUGCUGGUUUCGCACAGUGGUGCACUUUUAGCUCAUGAACCGGUGACAAGGCCUCUGCUUCGAUUACUACAAGAAUGUGCAGACGACAUAAUGCCGGUGGAGGUGGAGAAGAAACUGGUCGUUCUGUUAAAUCAGUUGUGCGUGGCACUCAUGCAAAGCAUGGCUUUACUGGACCUGUUUUUCCACCCAACAGCGACUGGAAAGAACAAAUUCAUCAUUUUCAAUUUGUUACUACCACACAUUCAUAGAGAGGGAGGUGUCGGGCAACAAGCUCGAGAUGCCAUGUUGCUUUGUAUGUCCCUUUCAAAGAAGAAUGAUGAAGUGGGACAAUACAUUGCGGAUCAUUCAAACGUUUGCCCAGUAUUAGCCACAGGACUGAGUGGUCUGUAUUCGCUGCUACCUCGCAAGCUCGACAUCGAGACCGAAGACUGGCAUCGGUUGACACCUGACGAUGUGAACGAUAUGCCAGCCCUUACCCAAUUGAUGAACUCUCUGGAGUUCUGCAAUGCCGUCGCACAAGUUGCUCAUCCACUGGUGCAAAAGCAACUGCUUGAAUUCCUUUACCAUGGGUUUCUAGUACCUGUCAUGGGUCCGGCACUUCUGCAGGAUUCUCUCGGCUUGACCCUAAAUCAGCUAGAUGCACCACAGAACUGGACAGUUGUCGAGGAGCUGGUCGCUGCGACAGCCUACUUCGAUCUCUUCCUGAGAUCGGUCAACGAGCCUGGAUUAUUGCGGUCUUUGGUGAGGUUCAUGUUAGAAGACAACUACGACGAGUGCAGGAUACUCGAUAGCCUCAUCCAAAGGAUAUCCUCCAGAUCACGACUUUGCAUCGUCACCUUGGCACUGUUCGAAACCUUGGUCGACCUGAACUGCGAAGAUGUAAUGUUGGAACUCUGUUUUGCAGCCCUUAAUCCCUGCUCGCACGUAAUGCUGUCCCAAAGAAGACGACUGAAAGACGUGGAUUCUUUCGGUCGAGGAGCUGAGAAAUUCCUGUCCUUGACCCCGAACUGCUGCAUGCAAUACGCAGUGGCUAACAGUUCGACACCGCCAAACUCCUUGCCUCAGAUCCCUCCUUCCCGUAGGAAGAGUCCAAGUUCCACAGUGGAGGGUUUCAAAUCCUUGCCAGUGCCAAUCAGCUAUGGUACAAAGUUAUCGGAGAGCUUGUAUGGGAAUUACCAUGCGUAUCUCCUGGAUGCGAGACAAAAGAUAGCUGCUUGCCAGAUUGCCUGCUCGAGCUGGUCCUGUCGAUACGAUGGGGAGCCUCCGAAGGAGAGCAACACUAGCAGUGCCACCACUCUAGCCGGAGAGACCACCUUGGUGGAACAGUCGACGAGGAAAAUGGAGACAAACUCCACGUCGCAACCAGAAACAUUCAAGGACUCCAGAGAUACGUUUAAGGACCCUUCGAUGCAGAACGUCCUGGAUAAUAUUAAAUCCUUACUCGAGGAGGAGUCAUCCAACCCCAUGGAUGCACCGGAGCGAACAGAAUUAGAUAUUUUGAGUAGAAGUGGACUCUCUGCGGAGGAGCAAACCAAGUUGGAUGCUGACAUCGCUGAGCUCCUCAACGAAGACAUUGGCAUGGUGGAACCAGCCAGCGAAGCCCAUCUGGCUGAAAAGAAGGGGUCCGAUAGUGGCAUCGAUGAGACCAACACUGCGAUGAACUCCCUUCUCUCCAUCGGAGAGAGCAGUGGGUACGAAAGCUUCGCCUUCAAGGGUUCUUCGGAAUCUACACCGGACAAUGAACCCAGUGAGGACAGAAUAAGCGAACACGAAGAGGACCCUGGGAGAGAGCCCUGCGUAAGGCUCCACGGAGUGUCAGAAUCUGCUGUCGUUACUGCCAAUGAGGUCUCCACAGUGAACAAGCAGAGCAGAGAGAACUCGUACCACCAGGAUAUCUUCAAUGGGCAGCCUAAUGUGGGGAUCUUCCUAGAUGUCAUCCUGAGGAAAUUGGAGUGCAUGAUGAGCAACAACGUUUAUGUGAAUCUUCACUUGACGGGCCUGAUAAGCAGGCUCGCGAUAUAUCCUCAGCCACUGCUGCAGUCUUUCCUCCUGAACCACUCUCUCGUCUUUCAGCCUAGCAUCAGGUCCCUCUUCCAGGUACUUGCCUCCCUGAAGCACCGGAUAGACCAGUUCCUCGUCAAGCACGAGGAUGUGGAUCUCCUGGUGGAGCAGGCCAGGUCGUUCCUGAUCGGUCGCGAGGACAGACUCGUGAACGCCAGGAAAAACGUUCUGGAAGCCUCGGCACAAAUAGCGACGAACAGACGGAACUCCUUCGCCAGCGAGCCGUUCUCCAGAGGUGAACCAAAGAGGAGAAGUCUGACCUCGUCCUUCACGCAGAUGUUCCGAAGGACUGGUGCCAAUUCUGGUCCCAGUAGCCUCACCAAUUCUAUCAGUCAGCCGUCCAGCAUGAUAUCGGAGGACCAGUUGGAAGUCAUCGGAGAUGGCUCCGGAUACAGGUUUUACACGAAGACGUCCUGGGAGUCGCCGAACGAGAUCAGCCCGGUGCAGAACGUCGUCCUUUGUGCAGUGGUUCUCGACGAAUGGCUCAAAGAGCUCGCCGCGAUCACUCAGGAACACACGAUCACCUGUUUAACCAGCAGCUCCGAGUCGAAGGUUUAGGUCGCAAUCUAAGGUCUAGAGGAAGGUCGACGACGGGGAUAUGUGAUACACCAGUAAACGUAUAGGCAUUGUCGACAGGGUUCUUCUGCUUAUUUUUCUUUCUCUCUUUUCUUUUUCUAUUUAUCUGCCUCGAUCUCACGCAGGAAAGAGAAAUUAAUACCGAGCUCUCUCCUUAGAUCGCGACUACGUUAGGUCGAGGGCGAGUAGGGUCUCCUAGCUUUACUUUUUUUAGAGCACAAGUGGGAAUUCACGGAUCCAUUGUAGACGUGCACGCAUCGAUAGACGAAGUCGGCCGCGACGAGGACGUUCCGAGCACUUGCAAUCCUGAGCUGAAGAGAGUACCACUUAGGGGAACGAAGUGCCAAUUCAUUCGCUCCGGGAAUUGUUCCGAACGCGUUGCUCCUGUCUCGAGAUGUCCAGGUAGUUGGAAGGGAAUCACGUUAGAGCACUCUGUAUCGGGAUUCGAGGGUAGCAAAGAGAGUACACGAUCGCCUGUAUGGCGCGCAAUUUAAUCUAGGCUGCGAUAAUUAGGGAAUUUGCGAAAGAGAGGCCUCUUAUGUAAAGAGGAGACGUCAGGGUGACGACUGGAUUUUCGUUUCGUAUUUUGUACUUAGCCGAGCCGACGAAGUAGACGUACAAAGCGCUCUCGAGGCGGAGCUUUAUCGUCGACCCCAAAAGUCGGCACGCAGGAUUUUACGUCUACGCUUUGAUAACGAGACGCUAUUUUUCGAGCGCUUUAUUUUUUACACUCUAUGGUCUACGCGAUGCCGAGGGUUGCACGUUUGAAACGGCCUAGCACGCUUCCAAGGCUACCUUGAAGACGUUGCUGGGAAAUCUACGACAUUUGCGAGAAAUUUAUUCAGGGACACGAGGAUGGAGUCCACGUGGUCUGAUUUUGGCGAACUGGGUGCACCGAAGCAUUUAAAAUUACACCACGUGAAUGCGGAAGAACUCCGAAGAACGGAAGAACGUUCGUGAAAUUUAGUGUUUUUGUAACAAAAUUUGUUAAUGUUUGUAAGAAAAGUUAAUAGAAAAUUUCAGGGGUGCCAGGAUCUUCUCUGGGGCCUCCACAGACACGUGGUGAGAUUUCAAAUGAUUCGGUGCACCCAGUUUGAGGAAAAGUCAUAAACAAGACAAUUUGGAUCCCACUUUCGUAUCACCUUAAUUCUGAGCAAGCGCACGAGACUUUGUUGUUAAUUCAUAAGCAUUGAGCCUAAAGAGCGUUAUCGUCUUUUAGCGUUUAUAUCUACCGUUCUUUAUCUCCUUCCUGUGUAGACUUAAAGAGGGGCGACCGCAAAGAGGAGAAUUACGGAAACCGAGCCAGGGGACGAGUUAGGAUUACGUGCAAUUCCGUUGGGAUUAUUGUAAAAUUAACUACCCGUGUUCUGUACAUUACGUGUAAUAUAGAAUAGAAGGUAUAUGAUUAUGUUACGGCAGAGACGUUUUAAUAAAGUGCAACAUUUACUCAAGA